Molecule: messenger RNA, 4904 nt
Organism: Orcinus orca (killer whale)
Lineage: Eukaryota; Metazoa; Chordata; Mammalia; Artiodactyla; Delphinidae
Gene: FLVCR1
Product: FLVCR heme transporter 1
Exons: 9
Coding region: 238-2040 (600 amino acids)
Biological process (GO): mitochondrial transport; heme export; transmembrane transport
Cellular component (GO): mitochondrion; membrane
Molecular function (GO): heme transmembrane transporter activity; heme binding
Source: RefSeq, a predicted model, not a curated record
CCCUGAGUGACCGCCCGCCGGGCAGCGCACGGGGACGAGGACUUCGCCUGCGGACUCAGGCAGCGCGGGUUGCAGCUCCCGGCUCAGACCGAGGCUCACUCGGCCGGGGAGAGGGUCGCAGGAGCAGUGGGCCGAGGGGUAGGGCUUGGGGUGCAGGGAGGGCCUCGGGUCUUGGGCUGGGGGUGCAGGGCUGGGAGGAGGGCGGGGGCGCCAGGCGGCUCCGGGGAGCCCAGGGACAUGGCACUGCCCGACGAUGAGGAGGGGACAACGGUGGCGAACGGGCACCCGCCCGCGAACGGAUACCUCCCGGUCCCGGGGGACGCGCCCUCUGGAAAGGUGAGCGCGGAGACGCAGAACGGGCCCAAAGCCGGCUGCCUGGCCCUGAAUGGGGUCUCUCGGGACAGCCCCAAGGCCGCCUCGGGAGCUCUGGACAGGCCGAAGACUCCGCUGGCCCCGGAGGAGGAGACCCAGGCCCGGUUGUUGCCCAAGGACCCCGGCGAGCAGACGCCGGCGGUCGAGGGCACCCUGGUGCCCCGGACUGCGCUCUCCGCGCGGCGCUUUUUGGUGCUACUGAUCUUCAGCCUAUACUCGAUGGUGAACGCGUUUCAGUGGAUCCAAUACAGCAUCAUCAGCAACGUUUUCGAGGGCUUCUACAACGUCUCCUCGCUGCACAUUGACUGGCUGUCCAUGGUAUACAUGCUGGCCUACGUGCCCCUCAUCUUCCCGGCCACCUGGCUGCUGGAUACCAGAGGCCUGCGGCUCACCGCCCUGCUCGGUUCCGGCCUCAACUGCCUGGGGGCCUGGAUCAAGUGCGGCAGCGUGCAGCAGCAUCUCUUCUGGGUCACCAUGUUGGGCCAGUGCCUGUGCUCUGUGGCCCAGGUGUUCAUCCUCGGCUUGCCCUCCCACAUCGCUUCAGUGUGGUUUGGGCCCAAGGAGGUGUCCACAGCUUGCGCCACCGCCGUGCUAGGUAAUCAGCUUGGAACUGCAGUUGGCUUUUUGCUGCCACCAGUUUUGGUGCCGAACACACAGAAUAACACACAACUGCUGGCUUGUAAUAUCAGUACCAUGUUUUAUGGAACUUCAGCUGUCGCCACACUUUUAUUUAUUUUAACGGUAAUUGCAUUCAAAGAAAAACCUCAGUAUCCACCAAGCCAGGCUCAAGCAGUUCUCCAAGACAGUCCCCCUGGAGAGUAUUCCUAUGGGAAAUCAAUAAGGAACCUAUUUAAAAAUAUUCCUUUUGUCCUUCUAUUGAUCACUUAUGGUAUCAUGACUGGAGCAUUUUAUUCAGUCUCAACAUUAUUAAAUCAAAUUAUACUGACAUACUAUAAGGGAGAAGAAGUGAAUGCUGGAAGGAUUGGGCUAACGCUAGUGUUAGCUGGAAUGGUGGGCUCUAUUCUUUGUGGUUUAUGGCUGGAUUAUACCAAAACAUACAAACAUACUACUUUGACAGUUUACAUUUUGUCUUUUGUUGGAAUGGUUAUAUUUACUUUCACACUAAACCUUGGACACAUUAUCAUCGUGUUUGUCACUGGAGGGUUGCUUGGUUUCUUCAUGACUGGUUACCUCCCCUUGGGUUUUGAAUUUGCUGUUGAAAUCACUUACCCUGAGUCUGAAGGUACUUCAUCUGGUCUUCUUAAUGCUGCUGCACAGAUAUUUGGAAUUUUAUUCACAUUGGCGCAAGGAAAGCUCACAUCAGACUAUAGUCCUACGGGAGGGAACAUCUUCCUCUGUGUUUGGAUGUUUGUAGGCAUCAUUUUAACAGCAUUAAUCAAGUCCGAUCUGAAAAGACACAAUAUAAAUACAGGAAUUACAAAUGGCGAUAUUAAAGCUGUAAGUAGUGAAUAUUUUUAUGAUUAUACUAUUGAGAAAUGUGUGCCUAGAGUGAGUAUAAACCCGUCUGCCCCAUCAGCUGUUGUUUUAUUCCUGUGGAUCUGUCAUAAUGGCAUAUGCCAGAUACGUACUGUAAAUUUUUUAUCCUCUUAUUCUUUCUACAGGUACCAGUUGAUAGCCCCACAGAUGAAGAAUCAAAAACUAUUCUGAUGUCCAAGCAAUCAGAAUCAGCAAUUUGAGGUGAAAGGAAAAGUUAAUAUCAUGUGAUAAUUGAGUAAUAAAGCUUAGUUUAUAGGUUGUGGGGAAUGGACACUUACUUGAAAAUUAUUGUAUGACUCCUGUAUGCAGUUACUGUUCUUAUUUGUUAAUUUAAGCAAUAUUUUGCUUAAAAUACUUUUGUUUACCUCAUUUUAACACUACCAUUUAUCUAAUGAGUGUCCCAUCUUAUAUUAUUGACCUAAAAGUAAGCUUCUUGACAUUUGGUUUUUAAAAGUGAAUGUUCUUUUUGUAGAAAAUUGAAGCUUAGAAGGCUUUCUAAAAUGAUCAUAUGGAGGUCCAAUCCCUUCAAGUCACAUAGGAGUACAUGCAAUUUGUUUAUAUAAAACUAUCCAGUGGAACCAAGUGUACAAUGUAUUCCUAAUUAUCUCCCUUUCCAUUGUUCAGACCAGCUGUCCAAGCCCCCUCAGUGUGAAUACAGUCUACAACUAUGACACUUCUAACCCACCAAAUGACACUAUUGGGAUGAGACUUCCAGAUGACCUCUUAAGAUUUUUCCCAUUUCUUACAUUCUUGUUAGAAAAUACUUUGUAACAGGUACUGUCAGUGACCAUAAAAACUUUUCUGUGUGCAGACGGAACCCAUAACUUUGGUCUUAGGCAUAUGUUCUCAUUAAGCGAAGUAGCUCAGACACAGACUCAUUACCUUGAGUUCUUCUCUGUGCUGCCUUCCCAUUCAUCAUAAGAAUGCUAACACUAUAUUUUUCCACUCCAACUUGAUAUAGAGUAGUUUUGUAUCCACUACCUUUUUUUACUCUUUUUUUCUUCAAUAUAUAACUUUCUAGUAAGAAAAUUUCAUCCUAUGUGUUACUGGCUUUUUCAUGAUUUUUUGUAUCACACCUUAUCCUUUUGCCUUGAAGAUUCCUGAGAUAAGGAAAUCUGUAAUAACUUCAGGUAGCCUAGGUAUUCCCAUUUAGUGGAGACCUCUUGAAAUGCUGUCUGUUCUAAUUCAGAAAAUCAUUCUUUAUGGAAUCUUUAUCAUUCUUUGUGGAAUCCUGUGCCCAGGUGUGUGCUCCCUCAGUGUGUUGGGGGAGUGGAUUCUUUUCUUCACCACAGAAUGUGCAUAGGCUCCAAACUGUUGGAACAUCUGCUCUUUUACAUGCUCAGGGUAAGGAGAAUAGGACCAAAUGCAUUUCCACAGUGCCUACCACUGCGUUUUGUUUACAGUGAGAAUCUCAAUGUUGUUCAUGUCCUGGCUCUCUAAGCUGAUAGGGAAUAUCUUUAGAGUAAUGGCAUUUAAACAGCCAUAAUAUUUAUAUUAUGUCCACAGAAACACAAAAAGCCAAUCAGGUAUUCCCUUGAAUAUCCUUGAAGUGAAUUAGCAAUUCUGAUUUGGGUGUACUAUAUGCAUCGCUUUAUACUGAAAUUAUAACAUUCUCUGUAACCAAACGACAGUAAAUUAUGUGGAAUCUUACUCUGGAGAACGUGUUACCAGAAGAACUUAGCUGGGAAUCAGGAACUUCAGGUCUAUGUCCUGGAUCUGUUUCUAGUUUCCCUGUAAAUCAGGCAGCACUUUCCUCAUCCGUAUAAUGAAUGUGUAAAAUUUGAUCUCAGAGAUCUUUUUUGAAUUUUAAAUGCACUCAUCGGGGGAUAGACCAAAUCAUUGUACCACAGGAACUUAAAUCUAGCUGUAGAAAAAUUCCCUGGACAGUUGAAUAAACAACUAUGAUUGUUACCUUGUAGAUAUAGGGAACUUAAAAUCUGUUUUUAGAACUCCCCUGGUGGCACAGUGUUUAAGAAUCCGCCUGCCAAGGCAGGGGACAUGGGUUCAAGCCCUGGUCCGGGAAGAUCCCACAUCCUGUGGAGCGUCUAAGCCCGUGCACCACAAAUACUGAGCCUGUGCUCUAGAGCCCGCGAGCUGCAACUACUGAGCCCGCGAGCCACAACUACUGAAACCCAUGCACCUAGAGCCUGUGUCUGCAACAAGAGAAGCCACCACAAUGAGAAGCCUGUGCACCACAACGAACAGUAGCCCCUGCUCACCACAACUAGAGAAAGCCCUCACGCAGCAACGAGACCUAACACAGCCAAAAAUAAAUUAAUUUAAAAAAUAUGCAUGACAAAAUUUUUAAAAAAUAAAAUCAAAUCUGUUUUUAGCCUUUUUGUUCAGUUGGUGAUAGCUCAGGCACAAUAUGCUGAAUCAUUAACUUCCUUAGAUAUUUACGUCACAGAUUUUAUGGCCAAAAAUAUAUUUUAAGGUACCUCCUCUAAAUAAUUGUUUUUACUUUUAAACAGUCAGUGUUAUUUCAAAUAAUCAUAUACUUGUCAAGUUCCUGAGGUUUGAACAAAUUACAGAUAAAAGUUGGAAUAUUUUAUUUCUAAAAAGCAUAUAUACAUAUAUGUCAUAUGUAUUUUUCCUUGUUGAUUAGAAAAAGAAUGAAAUAUGAUGUGACAAAACACAAAAUGAAUUGAUAAUUUUUCUGUAUUUUGAAUUAAAUUUGUCUGUAAUACAUCAAACAAGAAUGUCAUGUAAUUCUAUGUCGUAUCUUUGGAAUAUGGAGUUGGUAACUAUCACUUGUGUAAAUUUUAAUCAAGUGAUUUUAGAAAGAAACUGGAUGCUUUCAAAAGCUCUUGUAUUUAUAAAUGUUGCAAAUAUAGCUUUUGCCUUUUGUGAAUGUUGGAGAAAUGUCUUUAAAAAUGUGUUUUAAAAAUAUGUGUAAACAUAGAGUAUUGCCAGAAGAAUGCCUGUCAGUCUUAAGUCAUUUUUCAUGUUCUGAUUUUUGCUUUUUGUACUAUUUAGCUGUAUUCUUGUUCUUCAGUUAUUUCAGACUUGAGAUAAAUUUAUUUUUUUAAGGCUAA